AGUGGUGGACGGAAGAGAAGAGUUAAACCAUGGGAAGAGAAAUCUGCCCAGCCAGCAUAUGAGUUACGAGGCUAAGGGGUUGCAGCCCCACGUCGAGUAUCAGUUCUGGGUAACAGCCUCUACCAGGGUUGGUGAGGGCCAAAGCUCCAGAGUGGUUGCCCAGGUCCCGACAAGCAGAGUUCCCGCGAAGAUAACAUCUUUUGGCGGUCUGGUACUGCGGCCGUGGCGGAGUUCCGUGUCUCUGCCAUGUCACGUGGUGGGGGCGCCUCAGCCUCGCCGGGAGUGGCUCAGAGACGACCGCCCGCUACAGAUUUCCACCGGCCACAACAUCCAGCUCAUGGAGUCUGGUGAAGUAGUCAUUCCGGUCUCCAGCGGGCAGACAGCGACAACUACACGUGUCACGCUGAAAACAACAUCGGCUCCGACAGCAUAUACUACACGUUGGUUGUGCAAG
Homalodisca vitripennis (glassy-winged sharpshooter) is the source of this 454-nucleotide messenger RNA. Its product is annotated as Down syndrome cell adhesion molecule-like protein Dscam2. Lineage: Eukaryota; Metazoa; Arthropoda; Insecta; Hemiptera; Cicadellidae. The record is from RefSeq and is a predicted model, not a curated record. The transcript is spliced from 2 exons. Gene Ontology annotation, molecular function: protein binding. The annotation marks the transcript as partial.